This is a messenger RNA of Melanotaenia boesemani (Boeseman's rainbowfish), 2052 nucleotides long. RefSeq names its product cytochrome P450 3A27-like. Lineage: Eukaryota; Metazoa; Chordata; Actinopteri; Atheriniformes; Melanotaeniidae. The record is from RefSeq and is a predicted model, not a curated record. The transcript is spliced from 13 exons. The coding region runs from base 204 to 1712 and encodes 502 amino acids. Gene Ontology annotation, molecular function: heme binding; steroid hydroxylase activity; iron ion binding.
GUGUCCUGCGUAAAUUGAACGGAUACUGAUAAAUUAUUGCAAGUAACCUGAUAGAGUCCUUCCAUAAACUUGCGUAAUGUGAGACAUUGGACUGGUGUUUAGAGCAUGUUACGUAAGUUCUAGUACUUUGGGACGUUCUCAGUCCGGUUGUUUGUGAGGUUGAUCGCUUACAUCUGAAACCAGGAACGAACGCAGGAGCAAUAAUGAGCUUCUUCCCGGACUUUUCCAUCGAGACCUGGACUUUAAUAACGAUUUGUAUCUCUCUCAUCUUUCUGUAUGGAUAUGCUCCAUAUGGUUUUUUCAAGAAACUAGGCAUCCCAGGACCCAAACCUUUACCCUUCAUUGGGACAUUUUUGGAGCUGAGACAUGGCGUCCACGUGUUUGACACAAAGUGCUAUCAGAAGUAUGGAAAGGUGUGGGGGACGUAUGAUGGCAGAACGCCUGUACUGGUUAUAAUGGACACAGCAAUGAUCAAAACGAUCUUGGUUAAGGAGUGUUAUUCAAUGUUCACCAACAGACGGGAUUUUGGCCUGAAUGGACCACUGCGUGAAGCUGUAUCAGUAAUAGAAGAUGAGGAAUGGAAAAGGAUUCGUAGCAUUCUAUCUCCAUCAUUCACUAGUGGACGACUGAAAGGGAUGUACACAAUCAUGUUGGAGCAUUCGCGCAAUUUGAUUAAGAGUCUGCACAAGAAAGCUCAGGCAGAUGAAGUCAUAGAUGUUAAAGACGUGUUUGGACCGUACAGUAUGGAUGUUGUGACAAGCACCUCCUUCAGUGUGGACAUUGAUUCCAUCAACCAUCCUACAGAUCCUUUUGUGGAAAAUAUAAAAAAAAUGGUCCAGCUUAGCUUCCUAAAUCCCUUGCUUGUGCUUGUAGUUCUGUUUCCUGCCUUGGGAUCAGUUUUUGACAAGAUGGAUUUGACAUUCUUCCCCAGUGAUGUGCUGAAAUUCUUCUUUGCAUUUCUGAAAAGAAUUAAAUCAGAACGGGAUCAGAAUAAAAACAAUAACCGAAUGGACUUCAUGCAGUUGAUGAUGGACUCUCAAAAGUCAGGCAACAACAAAGAUGGGCUGACUGAUUCUGAGAUUCUUGCUCAAGCCAUGAUAUAUAUCUUUGCUGGUUAUGAAACCAGUAGCACCACCCUGUCCUUUUUAGCCUUCAACCUGGCAACCCACCCUCACGUCCAAAAGACCCUGCAACAGGAGAUUGAUGAAACCUUCCCAAAUAAAUGUCAGCCCACUUACGAUGCCCUGAUGCAGAUGGAAUACCUGGACAUGGUGAUGAAUGAAUCACAAAGGCUUUAUCCUGUUGGUAAUCGACUGGAGAGAGUGGCAAAGUCUUCUGUUGAUAUCAACGGUUUGACCAUCCCAAAGGGAACUGUUGUCAUGGUGCCUGUUUACGUUCUCCAUCGUGACCCUACUCUGUGGUCUGAACCUGAUGUUUUCAAACCUGAGAGGUUCAGCAAGGACAACAAAGACAACAUAGAUCCUUAUUCCUUCCUACCCUUUGGAGCAGGACCAAGGAACUGUAUUGGCAUGCGGUUUGCUGUCUUGAUGAUGAAGUUGGCAAUAGUGGAGAUCCUUCAGAACUUCAGCUUUGUUACUUGCAAAGAGACAGAGAUUCCGCUGGAGCUAGGAGCUGAUGCAUUCACUAGACCCAAAAAUCCCAUCAAGCUGAAGCUCGAACCCAGAACAGCUACGGAUUCCCCGACAAAUUAACUCCAAUAAAUCACAACCUGGAUGCUUUACUUUUCAUUUGUUCAAUAUCAUAUCAGCUGUUAUGCUUUUCCAAAGAAACAUUUUUAAAUUAUAUUUCAGGUAAACUAUACACUCACUCCAUAUGGACAAUAUUUCAAAUCACCAUUCAAACCAGAACAUUUAUAGCCUAGAGUGCACAAAUAAAUGUAGAGGAUUUUAUUCUUUUGAACAUAAGGAAAUUAUAUAGAUUAAUAUGGCAAAACACUUCUGAAACAUACUUCAAAACACACUCUAAGAACAUUUCCUUUUUGUUGCAGCAUUUCACUGAGAACAUCUAAAUAAAUUACUUGUGAUGCCUUAA